CACAUUUCCACACAUCUGAACAUCCACUGACACCACACCCACUCUCUCAUCAUUAUCGCCUGUCUAUCAACUUGAUUACUAUCCAUCGUCAUAAACAAGCAUUUGAAAUUCCCGAGAUUCCCGUCAAUCCAAACUCUAUCCACGUAGUUGGGACUCCCGCACCACUCCUCGUACCCGGAUCCCCCGAAAACUCAAUCCACAAAAACGCACUUACCACCUUCACAUAAUGAAGACUUCCCAACUCCUCCUCCUCGCCACCCCCAUCCUCGCCGGCGUAGCCCCAGCUACAACCGCCGAACAGUGCGGAUCCCUCGGCGUAAUGGCCUACACCGCAGCAUCUCUCGACACCGCCGUCGCCGGCGGCAGUGGCGUCGAUGCCGCACACAUCCGCAUGUGUCAAGAACACCCCCUGGGCCCGGCCCCCCGACCCGAACACGCCGUCGGACCCCGUCCGCAAGCCUCUUCCUCGACUCUCUCUGCAGACGUCGACAGCAAGGAAGGAGUCAACUCCACCGCCGUGAGCCACUGGGGAUGGGGCUGGGGGUGGCGGCACAGCGGCUGGGGAAAUUGCUGGGACAGCGACCCGGGUGACUACGGGUGUUCGAGCGGCUACUGUUACAAGGCGUGUGACGGUGAUGGCAGGUGGUGCUGGACUGCGCGGAAUAGGGGGUACGGGGAUUGGAAGACGUGCGAUACGAAUUCUGAUUGUGCGAAUUUGGAUGAUGGAGGGUGCGGGAGGGAGUCAGUCUUCAAGUUGAAUCUCAUCGAAGCGGCAUUGAUUAUCAACUGUGGGUUUCCUCCCUGCUUGUGA
Molecule: messenger RNA, 811 nt
Organism: Colletotrichum godetiae
Lineage: Eukaryota; Fungi; Ascomycota; Sordariomycetes; Glomerellales; Glomerellaceae
Exons: 2
Coding region: 227-811 (194 amino acids)
Source: RefSeq, a predicted model, not a curated record